This is a messenger RNA of Megalops cyprinoides (Indo-Pacific tarpon), 1043 nucleotides long. RefSeq names its product stathmin-like 4, like (gene stmn4l). Gene Ontology annotation, cellular component: cytoplasm; neuron projection. Gene Ontology annotation, molecular function: tubulin binding. The coding region runs from base 130 to 663 and encodes 177 amino acids. Gene Ontology annotation, biological process: regulation of microtubule polymerization or depolymerization; neuron projection development; microtubule depolymerization. The transcript is spliced from 7 exons. The record is from RefSeq and is a predicted model, not a curated record. NCBI's taxonomy places the organism in Eukaryota, Metazoa, Chordata, Actinopteri, Elopiformes, Megalopidae.
GCUCUGUGCACGAUCGGCAGAUCAAGAGAGGAGCUGUGACCGCGAGCAUCACUCCGGAGGGGGAUCAGCACUGUCAGAUAUUUUCUGAAGCUUCACUGGUGUAACACUUGAAACAAAGGACAGGACAAAAUGACUCUUGCAGCAUACAGAGAGAAAAUGAGGGAUCUCCCCCUGGUGUCCCUCUUCUGUGCCUGCCUGCUCCCUGAACCUCAAGAGAAACCCACAAACAAAGCAGAAGUCGCCGUGGACCUCAACUGGUGCAGGAUGAAGGACAUGGAGGUGAUUGAGCUGAACAAGCGGGCGUCCGGGCAGGCCUUCGAGGUCAUCCUCAGGCCGCCCUCCUUCGACGGCAUGCCCGAGCUCCGAGCCUCCAUGCCCCGCCGCAAGGACCCCUCCCUGGAGGACAUCCAGAAGAAGCUUGAGGCGGCUGAGGAGAGGAGAAGGAUUCAGGAGGCUGAACUGCUGAAGCAUCUGGCCGAGAAGAGGGAGCACGAACGCGAGGUCAUUCAGAAAGCCAUCGAGGAGAACAGCAACUUCAUCAAGAUGGCCAGGGAGAAGCUACAGCAGAAGCUCCAGGCCAACAAAGAGAACCGGGAGGCCCAUCUGGCGGCCAUGUUGGAACGCCUGCAGGAGAAGGACAAGCACGCACACGAGGUUCCAUGAAGCCCUUUUGGAAAGACAAUGAACGCCGGAACUUUUCAGAGAUGACUUACCAAAGGACUGACUAUAUAGCUCUGCUUGUUUGUCGGACAAAAAUAAAGAAGACGACAACGACGACAAUAACACAUUAUAGUGGAGAGAGAACUCGCCAGAGACAGGCUAUUCCUAAGAGUCACCACUGAUAUGUGGACUGACAGGAAAAAUGUGUGGAAACAAACACUACCUAUUUUGUACGGUCUGUGAAAAAGGAGACCUCUCUGUGUAUUACUCAAGUGCCAACGGUGCCAACGGUGUGACCCCAUGCGUCUUCAGGAACCACAACGGAGGAAGGCGAGCGCUACUUUCAGUGCGUGUCUGUGUGUGUGUGUGUGUGUGUGCGUGUG